AUGUCGGCAGGGAACCACACCGUGUACUCGCACCUUUUCCGGCCAUGCCGCGUAGGCCAGCCGACCAUGAAGAACCGUAUGGUCAUGGCACCGCUGACGCGGUGCCGCGCCGAUGACAACCACGUGCCCACUGCCAUCAUGGCGGAGUACUACGGCUCUCGGGCCUCGAUGGGGAUGAUUAUCACGGAGUCUAUCAUGGUUCAGCGCAACUACUCAGGCUUCGCGUAUGAGCCCGGCCUGUACUCGGCAGAACAGGUGGAAUCGUGGCGCACUAUCACAGAGGCCGUUCACGCACGUGGUGGGCUGAUCGCAGCUCAGCUUUACCAUCCAGGCCGCGCCACCACACCGGCAAACCUCACGUCAGGCGACUUGGCUCCGAUGGGCCCCUCCGCGGUGGGCAUUCCUCCCGAGGCGGAGCAGUGCAUUGCGCAGUGGAGUCGUGACGGCAAGGCUCAGGCCUACCCACAGCUCAUCCAUGCCAUGACACCGGCCGAGAUCGGCGCUGCGGUGAAGUCCUUCACACGCGCGGCUCUCAACGCAAUGGCGGCCGGCUUCGACGCGGUGGAAAUUCACGCCGGUGGCGGUUACUUGCUCGACUCGUUCCUGCGGGAUUCGUCGAACCAGCGCACCGAUAAGUACGGCGGCAGCGUGGCGAACCGCUCUCGCUUUCUGCUGGAGGUCCUCGACGCAGUUGCAGCGGCAAUCAAGCCAGAUCGCGUUGGUGUGCGACUGACCCCGCUGGACACCUUCAAUGGCCAGAAAGACAGCCAUCCCGAGGCACUCACCGCGUACGUGUGCGAGCAGCUCGACGCUCGCAAAAUUGCCUUCGUCGACGUCGUCCGUGGUGACCCGAGGGCCAAUGUGCCAGGGAGCGCAGAGGUGUGGGUACGCCGCUCCUUCGGUGGCGCUGUCUUGGCGAGCCACGGGUACACAUCGCUGGAGAUGGCCGAGCAGGCGAUCGCGGACGGAACUGUCGACGCGGUGCUCUUCGGCAUGCAAGCCCUCGCGAACCCCGACCUCGUCUGGCGAGUGCUCACAAACACCCCGCUUAACCGCGCCCAUGCGCCGACCUUCUUUACCCGGGGCAGCAAGGGGUACAUUGACUACCCCAUCUGCGAGCCGCACAGCUUCUCCGAGCCGCACGUUGUGGCGGGCAUCACGAUCCCCUCUGAGGGGAGUAAAGGCAGUCGCUUGUCAUGCCAGCGCGCCACCGCCAUGCCAAUGCCAGCGAAGGGGCGUCCGUACGUUUCAGUAUCGCAGCCGCUGCUUCUUGGCGCGACGACGAUGAAGAACCGUCUGGUCAUGGGGCCGAUACCUCGCCAGCGCUGCGACGAGCAGCAGUGCCCGACGGCCAUGAUGGUCGCCUACUACGCGCGCCGCGCCAGCUACGGUCUCAUUAUCAGCGAACCGUGCGAGGUACAGCCUGGCUACCACACGUAUGUUCGGGGUGCAGGCAUCUCGACCAAGGCGCAGGUGCUGGCAUGGCGCCAGGUCACGGAUGCCGUCCAUGAGAAGGGUGGCGUUAUGUACUGCCAGCUGCACCACGGUGGCUGGGCCACACUGCAGUGCAACAUUACCAGCGGCACAGACACGCGGGCUGUCGGCCCCACAAUGCAGGGCAUCUCACCUGACUGCCGCUGCCCAGCCGCCUUCGCCGCGGACGGAAAGGUCCAGUCGUACCCUGUCGAUGUGGUGGCGCUGAGCGCGGAGAGGCUCAAGUGGAUUGUGCAGCUGUACGUUGCGGCUGCAAAGAACGCGAUGCUGGCUGGCUUCGACGGUGUCGAAAUCCACGCUGGUGGUGGCUACUUGAUUGACCAGUUCCUGCGUAGAUGCAGCAACACCCGUAAUGACGACUACGGCGGCUCGCCUGCCGACCGCUGCCGCCUGCUGGACGAGAUUGUCGACGCAGUGGCUGCGGCCGUCGGUCGGCGGCGUGUCGGUGUGCGUAUAUCACCUACGGACCUCUCCAAGGGGAUGAAGGACACCGAUCGGGAGGUGGUGACAGAGACUGUUGCCACGCAUAUGGGGGAGCGCAAGAUUGCUUACAUUACCGUGGCGAGCGGCAGUGACGGCUACUACCACGGCCCAAUGCCGGCUUCCCUCCUGCAGACGGCCCUUCGCUGCUUUGGCGGCGUUGUCUUGUGUGACGACAACAUAAGCCUGGCCGAGGCAGAGAAGCGCAUAGCGACUGAUGCAGUGCAGGGCGUGUGCAUCACACUGGGUGCAAUCGCGAAUCCAGACAUAAUAAACCGAGCCAUCCACGGCGCUGAGCCCGACGAGUCGGACCUGUGCACCCUCUUCACCCACGACAGCGACGGCUACGACUCGUAUCUCACGUAUGCCGAGAUGCGGAAGGAGGCACGGGUCGGCAAAGCACGCCAGUCGGCGGAGAACAGUGCCAGCCACCCCCCUGCGAUGUUGAACUGCGUCACUUGUGCUGCAGCUGACAAUGACAGCGCGACUCUCAACUCCCCCACUACGCACAAAUCACACGGUGCGGUCAAGUCGGCCAGCCGAGGAACCAAGUCAACUCCCCCCUACGCAGGACACCGGGAGCAGGCGCGUCUCCACUGCUGCCCAUUCGGUCAGCGCGGAGUUCAACCGGGGACCUCAGGCUUUGCUUCGCCCUGA
This is a messenger RNA of Leishmania braziliensis MHOM/BR/75/M2904, 2631 nucleotides long. RefSeq names its product n-ethylmaleimide reductase-like protein. The transcript has a single exon. The record is from RefSeq and is a predicted model, not a curated record. The coding region runs from base 1 to 2631 and encodes 876 amino acids. Lineage: Eukaryota; Euglenozoa; Kinetoplastea; Trypanosomatida; Trypanosomatidae. Gene Ontology annotation, molecular function: FMN binding; oxidoreductase activity.